UCAAUCUGAAGUCCCAAAGAGUUAUGAGCACUCCUCGCUGCCAAUGGGAAGGGGAUUACAAGCAAAAGCUCCACAUCUGCACGCCCUAGAGUUCAAACUCUCCAGCUGUGGCAAGGUCUUGCGAGCGACAGCCAAAGAUGUUUGUCUUGCUCUAUGUUACAAGUUUCGCCCUUUGUGCAAGUGGACAACCUCGAGGACAUCAGUUCAAAGGAGAGAGCUAUGCCCCGAGAUACAUCUGCAGCAUUCCGGGCUUACCCGGACCUCCGGGCCCCCCAGGAGCAAACGGUUCUCCUGGGCACCACGGCCGCAUCGGCCUUCCAGGCAGAGAUGGUCGGGACGGCAGGAAAGGAGAAAAGGGAGAAAAGGGAUCUGCAGGUUUGAGAGGUAAGACUGGACCACUGGGUCUUGCUGGUGAGAAAGGAGACCAAGGAGAGACUGGGAAGAAAGGACCCAUGGGACCAGAGGGAGAGAAGGGAGAAGUGGGUCCAGCUGGGCCUCCUGGACCAAAGGGAGACCGAGGAGAUCAAGGGGACCCAGGGCUGCCUGGAGUUUGCAGAUGCGGAAGCAUCGUGCUCAAAUCUGCCUUUUCUGUUGGCAUCACAACCAGCUACCCAGAAGAAAGGCUACCUAUUAUAUUUAACAAGGUCCUCUUCAAUGAGGGGGAGCACUACAAUCCUGCAACAGGGAAGUUCAUCUGUGCUUUCCCAGGGAUCUAUUACUUUUCUUAUGAUAUCACAUUGGCUAACAAGCACCUGGCAAUCGGACUGGUACACAAUGGACAGUACCGGAUAAGGACCUUCGAUGCCAACACAGGGAACCAUGAUGUGGCUUCAGGGUCCACGGUCAUCUAUCUGCAGCCAGAAGAUGAAGUCUGGCUGGAGAUCUUCUUCACUGACCAGAACGGCCUCUUCUCAGACCCAGGCUGGGCAGACAGCUUAUUCUCCGGAUUUCUGCUGUAUGUUGACACAGAUUACCUGGAUUCCAUUUCAGAAGAUGAUGAACUGUGAUCAGGACACGGAUCUGAAUGUUCCAAGCUCACUCUAGCACAUCUUUUCAUUUAAUCUGGGAUUCUAGAAGGCAGAGAAACCAGGAAUGGGAUCAAACAGACUCCCACUCAGAUUCCAGAGCAUUUACAGACAGUUCCGGAAGAAUCUAUUAAAACAAGAUGAACCAC
Lepus europaeus (European hare) is the source of this 1174-nucleotide messenger RNA. It is a transcript of the gene C1QTNF7, whose product is annotated as C1q and TNF related 7. The record is from RefSeq and is a predicted model, not a curated record. Gene Ontology annotation, molecular function: protein binding. Bases 138 to 1007 code for a protein of 289 amino acids. The transcript is spliced from 3 exons. Lineage: Eukaryota; Metazoa; Chordata; Mammalia; Lagomorpha; Leporidae.